Messenger RNA from Cheilinus undulatus (humphead wrasse), 4212 nucleotides. Its product is annotated as nuclear receptor-binding protein-like. NCBI's taxonomy places the organism in Eukaryota, Metazoa, Chordata, Actinopteri, Labriformes, Labridae. Bases 136 to 1863 code for a protein of 575 amino acids. Gene Ontology annotation, cellular component: endomembrane system; cytoplasm. The record is from RefSeq and is a predicted model, not a curated record. Gene Ontology annotation, molecular function: protein kinase activity; ATP binding. Gene Ontology annotation, biological process: protein phosphorylation; intracellular signal transduction; endoplasmic reticulum to Golgi vesicle-mediated transport. The transcript is spliced from 18 exons.
UCUGCUAGGAGAAAAAGACUAGAAGCCUAACAUAGUUUAUGACGAUCUACAUUUUUUAUCAUGAGGCGUCUCUUUAAACUGCUUCAUAGCAACAUGUAACCCAAGGACAUUUAUCCCGGGAUAGUUUCCUCUCGCAUGCUGUACCUUGGUGAAAGCCACGCCAGAGAAAAUGUGUUUGUAACCAGCUGCCACACAGAGGAGAACGCAGGAAAGAGGCUUCCCUUCACAUAUCACAGCAGACAGGAGCCCCGGUCAGAGAGAGACGGCAUACCUGUAAGUUGUAUCAUGAUGUCAGGGACACAGGAAAAAGGAGCUCCAGGUACAGAGGAAAACAUGCCAGAGGUCACUGCAGGAAAUAUCCCCAGCCAUACUCAACAGGUACAAGAUGCAGCGACUGUGGCAACACCGGUGACCUCCAAACAGCCUCGUGUCUCUACAGCAACAGAGGAUGAGGAUGAGAGUGAAGAUGAGUGUGAGAUCCUGGAGGAGAGUCCCUGUGGCCGCUGGCAGAAACGUAGAGAGGAGGUGAAUCAGCGUAAUGUCCCGGGUAUAGAUGCUGCAUACUUGGCCAUGGACACAGAGGAAGGUGUGGAGGUAGUUUGGAAUGAAGUCAUGAUCUCAGAAAGGAAAAACUUCAAACUACUGGAGGAGAAAGUGAAGGCGGUAUUUGAUAAUCUGAUCCAUUUGGAGCAUGCAAAUAUUGUUAAGUUUCAUAAAUACUGGGCUGAUACGAAGGACAACCGGGCCAGGGUGAUUUUCAUCACCGAGUAUAUGUCAUCAGGAAGCUUGAAGCAGUUUCUAAAGAAGACAAAGAAAAAUCACAAAACUAUGAAUGAAAAGGCUUGGAAGAGAUGGUGCACACAGAUCCUCUCUGCUCUCAGUUAUCUCCACUCAUGUGACCCUCCCAUCAUCCAUGGUAAUCUGACCUGUGACACCAUCUUCAUCCAGCACAACGGGCUCAUCAAGAUUGGAUCAGUGGCUCCAGACACCAUCAACAGCCAUGUGAAGACAUGUCAUGAGGAGCAGAAGAAUUUGCACUUCUAUGCUCCAGAAUAUGGAGCUGAUGAUGAUGUGACCACAGCUGUAGACAUCUACUCGUUUGGCAUGUGUGCCUUGGAGAUGGCGCUCCUGGAAAUCCAGGGGAAUGGAGACUCAUCAUAUGUUUCUCAGGAAGCCAUAAACAAUGCCAUCCAAUUACUGGAGGACCCGCUGCAGAGGGAGUUAAUCCAGAAGUGCCUUGAGUGUGAUCCCCAUACGCGGCCUACAGCACGAGAGAUGCUGUUUAAUCAGGCUCUGUUUGAAGUACCUCUGCUAAAACUGCUAGCAGCACAUUGUAUUGUCAGCCACCAACACAUGAUUCCUGAAAAUGCCCUGGAGGAGAUUACAAAGAACCUGGACCCAAACCUGGUCAUUGCUGAGACAAGAGAGGACGUUCAGCUCAAGCUUUCCCAGUUUCCCGCCUUGGAGCUUGAUAAAUUCCUGGAGGAUGUGAGGAAUGGUAUUUAUCCAAUGACAGCAUUUGGGCUGCCCUGUCCACAGCAGCCUCAACCUGAGACUGUUAAGUCUCCUGUUGUCGCCCCCUUGGUCAAAUCACCGACCCCUGAACCUGCAGAACUUGAGACACGACGGGUCAUUCAAAUGCAGUGUAAUGUUGAGCCUGUGGAGGAGGGAGCAAAGUUUCAUUUAACGUUACUACUGAAACUGGAGGAUAAACUGAACAGGCAUCUAAGCUGUGACAUGUUACCUCAUGAAAAUGUUCAAGAGUUGGCUGGAGAGCUGGUGGAGCUGGGCUUAAUCAGUGAGGUGGACCAGAUGAAAGUGUCCUCUGUGCUAGAAGAAACCUUCAGUCAAGCUCUUCAAUAGCAACAUUCCCCACAGCUCUUACCUUCUCCUCAUAAGUACACUCUUUCAGCGCUGUUACAUGUUCCAGUUACUUACUCAGUGUCUUUAUUAAUGUUUUUCUUUCUGUUUUACACUUUUUUAAAGACUUUUUUUGCUAAGCCUUGCAGAGGUAUUGUGACCAAAAGGGUUUUAGUAUUUUCCUGUGUAUUAGCAAUCAGAACUUCCUGAAAGCGCACAAAGAGUAGUGGUAAAGCCACUUUUAGGGUUCAGGUGAGGCUAAUGAAAUCACCUGGAGUGAUUUCACAUUUUUAUUUCAAAAUUAAAAGCAGACAUGUCUGUCUGAUAUUUAUGUGUGGUAUUCUUCUCAGUGAUUUAGCACAUAAGUUGAUGCUGCAAACAACACAUGACCACAGAGGUACUGACAGGGUUACUUUCAGCUUUUUGAUGAAGCCUUUUUUCCCCAAAGGCACCACUAUAUUUAAGCGUGAUGUAUUUUUUUCAUUAUUGUGGUCAUUAUUAUCUCAAAACACGAUGACGUCAGUUACGCCACGUACUAACUCUGUAUUUUAACAGUGGAGUCUACACUUUGUAAGAUCACACAAAUGUAUGGAUUCCUUCCAGAUGAAGGGAUCAAUUUUUACUCAAAGAAAUGUCAAAAAGAAGAAAAUCUGUUCUUCUAGAUCCUCAUGACAUGCUUCUACCUCUUAGAAUUUUUAUUUCAUCUCAAGUGACAAAUGUCCCAGCCCUAUGGCUUUUUGAGGAUUAAUCUGUCAGAUAUCAAACUAAAACCGAGUAGUAAUUUCAAAACCAAAUGGUUGUGUUUUCAUUUUAGUUUAUAUCAACAAAUACCUGUAACAAAACGCUUUCAACAGCCUUAGACACAGAGCAGAAUGUAUGUUAACCAGUGCCAAUCCCUUUUUCACAAGGACACCAAGAAUUUGGGCUUUGAAAGUAUCUCAUAUGAUGACAAACCAAUACAAAUAAAUUAAUAUUUAGAUCUGUUUAACAAAAAAUAUGUAGCCAUACUCUUUUUCUUAACAAGCAGAGGUUGUAAUCUGUUUUUUCUUCUCCUUUCAACCUCAUCAGCUGAGAAGAGGUAUAAAAAUAAGAAAUCAUAUUCAUUCAUAAAUUGACUUCCAUUCAUUUUAGAAAAAGAGAAAAUGUUGAUAAAAUUAAAUUGUAAGCCCAGUAUACAUAUCAUACAAUGAGGUGAGAGUACAGUUCCAUCCCUACAAAGAAAAGAAACCAGGUGACUCAAAGGUACUGUGAACACAGUGUUACUGAAUAUCUGUUACUAUGUUGUUUUGAUAUUGUGCUCCUUUCUUUGCCUGAUUCUUGGCCUUCAUGUCCUCCUCUCUUUGUUUUUUUUAUUAUUUUAUUAAUUCAUGUACAUGAGUUGCUCGUUGGGUUGACACAUGCUUCUCUGCUUUUUAAACUUCUUUUAUUUGAGAAGUGUGUACUGAACUCUGAUGCCAUAUGCUGUAGAAACAGAACUUUGCCUGGCAAAUGUUUUAUUAAAGCUGUUUAUUGCGUGUUGCUAAUCAACUUAUUUCCCCUUCCUUUCCUGAAACCACAUCGUUGAGAGUCUGAGCCAAUACAUAGUUGUUCUUGUUCCUUUUUCUGUAGUUCUCAUUUGAUUGAUAUUUGAUUAAACUGGAUCGGAUUUGGCUGAUGUAGUGCUAUAGAGAUUCUCAUUUACUUGAAUACAAAAUUCUGUCUAGUAGAAGUCUUGUUGAAACCUGUGUUGAGAUCAGGGAGUUGUCUGAGGCCUUGAUGUGACAUUUUGGCUCAGAACUCUUCUGUUUCUUUCUACUUGUAUUAUUGAAAGCUCAUACAAUUCAGAACAUGAAAACAAGCAGUAGUUGCUGUACUUUUGCCUGUCUUUUGAAUACAGCCCUAAUGCCAUUGGACUAAUUCAAAUGAGCUUGCAGACAGAACUUCUCUCUUGUUGAAUAGUUUUUAUCAUCCAGUCAUAUAUUCAGACCCCUACUGUACUUCUGUCUGCUUUUUUCUGAACAUAUAAUGGUUACUCAUUCAUGAUAUGUCACUUUUAUUUAUGGGCUCUGUUUGAAUAUUUAAUUGUAAACCUCUAUGAUUGUAUGUUCCAAAGAUAUCUUCUAGAGUCAUUCAUGGGAAUGUAAAUUCACCACUUCUUUUGUUCAGAAGUGGUAACAAAUGUGAUGGUCUGAGCAGCUUUUCUUUAUCUCUCCCCCGGCUGUUACAGGUAGGCAGCGGGCAGCUUUAUCCUUUCAUUCAAGAAUGUGAGCUAUUUGUUAAAGAAAGAUGUUCCUAUAUUUUUUUAAAUGAUGUGAAUGGGACCUAUCUUGUACUUCCUCUUGAAGUUCUUUCAAAUAAAUUUCUGAAACACGU